AUGGCUCAGUAUCCCUGCAACGACGGAGUCUGCAUGCGUUGCAACGUGAAGCCUCACGAGGAGACUGAGUGUCUCUUGUGCAGCACUUGCGGUACGCCUUGGCACGUGUCAUGUCUCAGGUCCCCUCCUGAAACCCUAGAAUCCACUCGGGAGUGGGAGUGCCCGGACUGCUCCGGCGAUGUUGAUCCCGUCCCGGUUUCCGGAAUCGCCGGAACUGAAUCCAACGGCUCGGUUCUUGUAGCAGCCAUCUGUGCGAUCGAGGCCGAUGAGUCGUUGACCGAGGCAGAGAAAGCAAAGAGGAAGCAGCAGUUGGUGAGUGGUAGAUCCGAUGAGGACGAAGACGAGAAAGAAAACGAAGGGGGAAAUUCUGGUGGAGAUGUUGAUGUUUUAGCUGCUCUUAAGGAUAAUUUCUGCUGUUCCAUCUGCCUCGAGUUGCCUGAAAGGCCAGUCACGACUCCGUGUGGCCACAAUUUCUGCCUGAAAUGUUUUCAGAAAUGGGUUGGGAAAAGGAAGUUUGAAUGUAUGAAAUGCAAGAGUGCAAUCCCAAGGAAAAUGGCGAACGACCCUCGCAUCAAUGCUUCCCUAGUCUCUGCGAUUCGUUUGGCCAAGGUCGCAAAAUCUGCUCAUGUGGGGAAAGCCAAAGUGUAUCACUUCGUCAGCAACGAGAACCGUCCUGACAAGGCUUUCACAACUGAGCGGGCUAAGAAAACAGGCAUGUCAAAUGCUGCUGGUGGCAGGAUUUUUGUGACAAUACCAUCUGAUCACUUUGGUCCUAUUCCAGCUGAGAAUGAUCCAACCAGGAACCAAGGUGUUUUAGUUGGAGAGACUUGGGCAGACAGACAGGUUUGUAAGCAGUGGGGAGCUCAUUACCAGCACGUUGCUGGGAUUUCUGGGCAAUCACAGUAUGGAGCGCAGUCUGUGGCACUCUCUGGAGGUUAUAAGGAUGACGAGGAUCAUGGAGAAUGGUUUCUCUACACCGGAAGUGGAGGAAGAGAUCUAAGUGGUAACAAAAGAACGAACAAGGAUCAAUCUUCUGACCAGAAAUUUAAAAAUUCAAACGAAGCUCUUAGACUUAGUUGCAAAAUGGGAUACCCUGUCCGAGUUGUAAGGUCUCACAAGGAGAAGCGUUCUUCCUAUGCCCCUGGAGAGAAAGGAGUGAGAUAUGAUGGGGUUUACAGGAUUGAGAAGUGCUGGAGAAAAGUUGGAAUACAGGGUACUUAUAUGGUAUGUCGUUACUUGUUUGUUAGAUGUGACAAUGAGCCAGCUCCGUGGACCAGUGAUGAGCAUGGUGAUUGUCCAAGACCUUUGCCUAAUAUUCCAGAGCUUAACAAUGCCAUUGACCUAUUUGAGAGAAAGGAAAGUCCAUCAUGGGAUUUUGAUAAAUCUGAGGGUAUUUGGAAGUGGAUGAAGCCUCCCCCUGCUAUCAGAAAGGCAGUUCAGGCUUUGGAUCCUGAAGAAAGGAAGAGGAAGAAGAAAGCCAUAAUGGUGGCACAAAACUUCACUAUGAGGGACAAACUUUUGAAAGAAUUUAGUUGCCCAAUCUGUCGGGAAGUGAUGAGUUCUCCAGUGACAACGCCUUGUGCUCACAACUUCUGCAAGGCAUUCUUGGAAGCUACAUUUGCUGGGGUAACACAGCUGCGAGAGAGAAGCAGAGGCGGUCGCAUACUGCGUGCACAGAAAAACGUCAUGAAGUGCCCUUGUUGCCCGACUGACAUUUCCGACUUUCUUCAGAACCCACAGGUGAACAGAGAAGUGAUGGCUGUGAUAGAGACGCUGAAGAAGAAAGAGGAGGAGCCAACCCCAAUACAAGAAGUUGGAGAAAGCUCUGGAACCGCAGGUGAAGAAAACAACUCCGAAGAAGGAGAAGAACCGCAAAUGGUUGUGUCUGAAGAUGAGCCACCAACUAAAAGGAUGAAAUUGGACACUGAGUAA
Messenger RNA from Microthlaspi erraticum, 1932 nucleotides. The record is from the annotation of a GenBank genome assembly. Lineage: Eukaryota; Viridiplantae; Streptophyta; Magnoliopsida; Brassicales; Brassicaceae.